This is a messenger RNA of Mesocricetus auratus (golden hamster), 3120 nucleotides long. It is a transcript of the gene Slc25a46, whose product is annotated as solute carrier family 25 member 46. Gene Ontology annotation, biological process: mitochondrial membrane fission; mitochondrial fission; axon development. Gene Ontology annotation, cellular component: mitochondrial outer membrane. The coding region runs from base 99 to 1358 and encodes 419 amino acids. The transcript is spliced from 8 exons. The record is from RefSeq and is a predicted model, not a curated record. Lineage: Eukaryota; Metazoa; Chordata; Mammalia; Rodentia; Cricetidae.
CGGCUUCCGGUUGUCACUCUUCGGGACGCGCGGCGACUGCGGCUCGGGAGGACGCGGCGGGGGCCUGGGGGGGGCUCCGUGGCCCGGGCCCUACCGAGAUGCAUCCGCGGCGCCCCGACGGCUUCGACGGCCUGGGCUACCGGGGAGGCGUGCGGGACGACCCGGCUUUCGGCGUCCCCUUCCACGCGCGCCCCUUCGGCUCCGGGAGCGACCCGGGCCCCUGGGUGACGACGCCCCCGGACAUCCCGGGCAGCCGCAACCUGCACUGGGGUGAAAAGAGCCCGGCCUACGGCGUGCCGUCCGCGCCCGCGACGCUCGAGGGCCCCGCCGCCGAGGAGCCCUUUCCCGCAGGCGGCGACGUCCCGCGCCCGGGCCCGAGCAGCGAACAGUUGAAUAGAUUUGCUGGAUUUGGUAUUGGACUUGCAAGUCUCUUUACAGAAAAUGUACUGGCCCAUCCUUGCAUCGUUAUACGCCGCCAAUGUCAGGUUAAUUACCAUGGUCGGCACUACCAUCUCACUCCGUUUACAGUUAUCAACAUCAUGUACAGCUUCAACAAAACCCAGGGACCACGAGCCCUGUGGAAAGGAAUGGGAAGCACAUUUAUUGUCCAGGGAGUGACGCUCGGAGCAGAAGGCAUAAUUAGUGAAUUUACACCUUUACCGAGGGAAGUUUCACAUAAAUGGAAUCCUAAACUAAUAGGUGAACACCUUCUCCUGAAAUGCCUAACAUAUGUGGUGGCCAUGCCCUUUUACUCAGCAAGUCUAAUCGAAACAGUACAGAGUGAGAUAAUCCGAGAUAACACGGGCAUCCUGGAGUGCAUUAAAGAGGGGAUUGGCCGGGCGAUAGGCCUGGGCGUGCCUCACAGCAAGCGCCUUCUCCCGCUGUUGUCACUCAUCUUCCCGACUGUGCUGCAUGGAGCUCUUCACUACAUCAUCAGCUCCAUCAUUCAGAAGAUUGUCCUGCUCCUUCUGAAGAGAAAGACCUGUGACGGCCACCUGGCUGAGAGUACCAGCCCCAUGCAGAGCAUGUUGGAUGCUUACUUCCCAGAGCUUAUUGCUAACUUUGCUGCCAGCCUUUGCUCUGACGUCAUUCUUUACCCCUUGGAAACCGUUCUGCACCGCCUUCAUGUUCAGGGGACACGCACAAUAAUCGACAACACAGACCUGGGCUAUGAAGUGCUUCCAAUUAAUACUCAGUAUGAGGGGAUGAGAGACUGCAUAAACACCAUUAAGCAGGAGGAAGGAGUGCUUGGCUUUUAUAAAGGGUUUGGUGCUGUUAUAAUACAGUAUACACUGCAUGCAGCCAUCUUACAGAUUACCAAAGUCAUUUACUCCACACUUCUUCAGAAUAGCAUCUGAGAUUUAGGGUUUAUCACUGGCUGAUCCUAAAGAAGUGGUCUGGAUAAUUUGCUCUGAAACUGUAAGUAAUGAAAGUAAAGAAGAGGACUGGGAGUCGAGACGUGGGAAAGUUCAUGCUGAUUAUACCGACUUCUUAUUUUUCUUAAGGCAUAAAUAUAUAGAUAUAUAGCUAUAGAAAUAAUACUGGCUCAAAACCUUUCCAAAAUUGAAAACUCAAUAAAGGUAACACUUUAAAUGUAAAAUUGCAUUUGGUAUAGCACUCAUGCUGAAAUAAAUUGAUCCUGGGUAGAAGCAAAAAUGUAUCAAGUAUAAAAUGAAAUUGCAAUGACUUGAAUCUAUUUUAUUGACCUUAAUAUUUGUUAUAUGUUUGUUUAACCUGGAUUCGGGUCAGUGUGUUAAUUCUUAAUGCAGUGUGUAGUAUCAGGGGUUUUUACCUUUUGAUUAAUCAAAUAGAUUACAUCACCAUUGAAAAAAACCUAAUGAUUAGAUUUCGCACUCUGUAAGCAGGGGUUGAGGGCUUUUCAAUCGUAUGUAAUCCUUUCAUUUGCUGUGUAUAUUAUGUGGAUCCAUUUGUGUGUGUACGUGUAACUUGGGAUUCCCUUCAUGCCUGCAAGUUCUCAUAGGCCAGCGUAUUGCAUCGGAUGAAGGGAGACACGUUCUGCUUGACCGUCAAGAGUGAGCCGCCAAGACACCAGGACAUGGCUUGCUUGUCCGCGUCACCCCAGCGCUGCAGUGCCAGAAACGUGACGUUUUUCCGAUGCUUUGACGUUCGGAUCAUCAGGUGAUUUUUAGAGCCACUUUUAAAGAAACCUAACAAUCAUGGCAGCCAUUACUGUUCCCACAUUUACCUAAGAAGCCUCACUUGUCUUUUGUUUCUGAAAGAACUUGUUUUAGAGGGGACAGAAUUAUAGUUCACCCGGGAAUUUGUGCUUCUUGCUUAUCGUAAAUAAUGACUGCAACGUUUCUUUCUUUCUUCGUGUGUGUGUGUGUGUAAAGUUUUAUUCUCCAAAUGAACUACCUUAAAGAUAAAAACGAGACAUCCUUGUUACUUUUUAUUGAAACUUGUUUGGAUAGACACUGAAGAAAAAUACCAACUUCAUAGGAAACUUGCUCUUAUGUUUUAUGAAGGAAAGGGGAGUCAGUAUUCCAACAAAGGAAACUUCUUAACCAGUUUAACAAAGCACAGUUGAUGUGUUCCUAUGAUGGAUUAGACUUUGUAAUUAAGUGAUACAUAGUUCACGGAUCAUUCAUGCAACAUUUAACGUUUCAUUUCUUCCCGAGUAUGAGCAAGUCUAUAAACACCCUGAAGUGCAGUGCCUGCCGAUGUUGCCCAUCCUAGCGUGCAUGCAAACUAAAACUGGUGUUACAUGCUAAGCAUCGCAGAGACUGUCACUGCGACUGGUAAGAGCUUGACACGGGCAAGGAAAAGCAUGCAGUCAUGUGUGAGUGAGUAGCCGUCCUACCCAUGUUACUGGAGUAGUGUUGUCCACUGUUCAGUUCCUCAGAAGGGGAAAAUAAAUGCUGCUGAUCACAUUUGCAUUUAUGGCUACUCUCUUAAAAUGUGUGUCUUUCUCUGUCUAAAAACGGGACUAAAGUUGUUUUUAUUGACUUAAGCGGCUAAGUUUGUAGAUGUUUAUGGCCCCCUUCCUCAGAAUCUCAUUUUUUAUACAAGUCAAGGUUGUUUCAGAGAAGAAACCAGAAAUGUAUGGUUUCGGAAAAUGCCUGCAACAGUCUAAAUGUAAUAAAGUAUUUACUAAGUUAA